This is a messenger RNA of Enterobius vermicularis (human pinworm), 6024 nucleotides long. The record is from the annotation of a GenBank genome assembly. Lineage: Eukaryota; Metazoa; Nematoda; Chromadorea; Rhabditida; Oxyuridae.
AUGAUCAAUUUCACACUCAAUGAGACGUACGAAGGGUGUUUUCCUGAAUCUUGGCUGAGCAAAUGCCCAGCAGCAGUUUCAUUUCCACCACAGAUCGAAACGUCAACUACGGUUAUCUCAACACAAACUACGAACUCACCAACUUCUACAGUCCAACUGGAUACUGAUUUAUCAACUUCAGAGCAAUCGACAACUCAGCCAACAUCAAUUUUGAAAAUAUUGAAACCUACAGAAAAAAAAACGACUACUUUUGAAGAAGUCACAGAAUUACCGGUAGCUACAACUUUAUCAAACGAACCUAAAAAAACUACUGGGAAGCUGUUUUUGACAGGAUCUUUUUAUGCUAAUUUAUUAUACUCUAAAGAGAGAGCUGCAAUUACCAGUCCAGAAAGAUCAGAGACUGCUAUUCCGUCAUACUCUUAUAAGUCAGAAUUUCCAGCGGAGCUCUCCGCCAGCGUAAUUUUCCUGAAGAAAGCAACGAUUUCCCGUUUACAAGAUGCUGCUCCACUUUCUUCUGAAACUAAUGCUUUUAAACAAGCAUCUGAACCUGCAUCAUCAUCAUAUUCACGAACAUCAUCUGAUAUUUCUAUCUCCUCACACCGUGUACAACCGCUGGAAAGUACGACAUCGCCUUUUAAAGAAACAUUUACAAUUCCAACAGUUUUUUCCUCUAGAACAACAUAUGAAACAAUUAUUUCACUAAAUUCUGGUCAGUCCUCAAAAACAAAAGAAUUAUCCGAUUCAGAAAAGAAAUUAACGAGCACAUCGCCUCGAACCAGCCAAAGAUCAAAAGAAGCUUCAGUAAUAUUAACAAACAGUCAAAAAACAUCCGAGAAUUUUAGAAUAUUGACUACUACAGCGACAAAAGAUACUUCCACGCUGACAAAUGUUGGGGCACAAUUUAAAGAGUCCAAGCUACCAAGCACGUUUGAAACUUCGGAACUACCAAGCACAACAAAUACACAAGUAUUGCUAAGUGCUUUGAAGAUUUCGCAAACCGUAACGCCAUCUAAGAGCUCUUCCGCAACACUUUCAAAGGUCUCUUCAACAUCUAAUGAAACGUGUGUCAAAGUAACUGAGACAUUUGCAGUUACAACACUUCCGUAUCUGGCAGUUACCAGCAGUACUACAAUUACUUUAACUUCUGCAACAAUCAAGGCAAAAAAUUCAGAGUUCUCAGAGAAGCUGUCGAAAUCCUUAUCACCCAUAACUGUAGCAGGAAGCACAACACCGGAAACAAUAAACAUUUCAUCGGAAUACUUAGAUAGUUUCCUGAAAACCACUUUAAAGAGACCAUCCUCGUAUGAUUCACAAAAUCUCACUGUGGCAGACAAAUACAGUAGACUGCCAAAGGAUUAUACAAGGACAGAAAUUACUCGUGAUCAAACUAAUGCCACAAAAAGUGAAAAUACUGAAAUGACCUUUGCAGAACAGGCUACGAGGGAACCAACGAGAAAAAAUUCAAUAAGGGUUACAGAAGAAGUUCCCUCCUCUGACGGAAUAUUUUUGUACCUCAAAAAUAUAAGCACUGCAUCGUCUUCUAACUACUCUACCAAAGUGGUCUCUAAGGCUGUCACUCUAAAUGAGGCUUUUGAGUCUAAAACAGCCCCUACUGUUGAUGCCUCUGCCACCACCGAUGACAGUGCAAUAAAGAAUCAUACCGGCUCUGAUUAUGUUGGCAGCAAAAGCACUGCUUCAGCCCAUUCAACAGAGAAAACCAUAAAAGACGUUUUAAAAGGACUGGAACUAGAAAGUGACACAACAAGCGAAGGAAGCAUGAAAUCUGUUUCAUUCUUGAAACGCUUCAGCACGAGCGACCAAAUCAGGACAAAAUAUGAGACUCAAAAAACACCAAAAAUAAAUUUAUCUACUUCGCAGAAUUUUGAAGCACGUGCCCGUACAAACUCUGAGUCAUUAUCAAUGUCCAAGCAAGCUGAUUUCCACAACGCACCAUCGACACCACGAAAUGACAACUCAAUUUUAAAAUGGAAGUCCAGUAAAGUUACAAAUCACACUAGUUCUGAUUAUGUUGGCAGCAAAAGCACUGCUUCAGCCCAUUCAAUAGAGAAAACCAUAACAGAUGUUUCAAAAGAAAUGGAACUAGAAAGUGACCCAAUAACCAAAGAAAGCAUGAGAUCCGUUUCAUUCUUGAAACGCUUCAGCACGAGCGACCAAAUCAGGACAAAAUAUGAGACUCAAAAAACUUCACCAGAAAUAAAUUUAUCUACUUCGCAGAAUUUUGAAGCAGGUGCCCGUACAAAAUCUGAGUCAUUAGCAAUGUCCAAGCAAGUUGAUUUCCCCAGCGCACCAUCGACACCACGAAAUGAAAAUCCAACGUUUAAGUGGGAGUCCAGUAAAGUUACAAAUCACACCAGCUCUGACUAUGUUGGCAGCAAAAGCACUUCAGUUUAUUCAACAGAGAAAACCAUAUCAGACGUUUCAAAAGGACUGGAAUUAAGAAGUGACACAAUAACCAAAGAAAACACGAGAUCCGUUUCAUCUUCAAAACGCUUCAGCACGACCGAUCAAAUAAGAACAAAAUAUGAGACUCAAAAAACUUCACCAAAAAUAAAUUUAUCUACUUCGCAGAAUUUUGAAGCAGGUGCCCGUACAAAAUCUGAGUCAUUAGCAAUGUCCAAGCAAGUUGAUUUCCCCAGCGCACCAUCGACACCACGAAAUGAAAAUCCAACGUUUAAGUGGGAGUCCAGUAAAGUUACAAAUCACACCAGCUCUGACUAUGUUGGCAGCAAAAGCACUUCAGUUUAUUCAACAGAGAAAACCAUAUCAGACGUUUCAAAAGGACUGGAAUUAAGAAGUGACACAAUAACCAAAGAAAACACGAGAUCCGUUUCAUCUUCAAAACGCUUCAGCACGACCGAUCAAAUAAGGACAAAAUAUGAGAUUCAAAAAAUCUCAACAGAGGCAACUCAAGUUGAUUGGUCUACGGGACUGCGCAGCCACAGUAACGCUAUGACCCAAAAUUUAAUCAGUUAUGGCCUCGAAAAUCUUUCUUCGACCUUAGCACAUCAAGAAAAAACCACUAAAAAAAGCGAAGUCAACAGUACAACUGGAAGUUUGCCGACAGCCAAAAGUGCAGUCCCAGAUAACAAAGUGGCUGUUCAGGACGUACGCACAGAAAGCUUAUCAUCAUUAUACUCUUUAAAAGAAAUGCCGUUGUCGUCUUCAGUGUAUGCAGAAUUCACAAGCUCAAAUCAGCAGUUUUUAACGGAAAUUUUUUUAUUUGGUUCUUCAACAAAAUCUGUAGUUAAAAUAGAUGCAACUUCCAAAAAAGGUCGCACGAAGGAUCUGAUACAACAGGGUCGGACUGGAAUUACCACCGUUAAUCCAGCCGCCGCUGUUUCGACAUCGACACUACUACGAACGUCAAGUACUAAAGGCUGUGAAAUACCAUGUCCAUCGAGCGACUGGAUUGAAGGUGAAGAAUUCUGUUAUACUUUUUUGGCUUCCAGAAAAUUUAAAAGCUAUGAAGACGCUCUCUCUAAGUGCCGGAAAUACUUUUCUAUGAUAGGAAAGUCGGAUUUAACAUCACCGAAAAAUAUGCAGUUACUAAAAAAUGCCAGGACGGAGGAUAAUGAUCUGGUUUUUAUUUAUGCCGAAAUGACGAACAAUUACAAGAGAUAUAAACAAGUGGAAGUCAUUAACCUAACUAGUUCAACUUCUUAUAUGAUAAAAGUACAGUACGUCGUUAGCAGUGACCAGGAUGCUGGAGAUGUGGAUGCUGUGUGUAAACUUCCCAAGUACUGCUCGGAACCACGUUGUUACUUUAAAGAUUUUGAAACCAACUCUGACAAGAACGACUACAUUGUCCUUCCAACUUAUAAUUCAGUUGCUCUUAAUGACGAAGUAUCAUUAUCUUGCACUGCCGAUCCAAAAAACAUCAAGCAGCUCAAAUAUUACUGCAAUUCCGACGGGCGUUUUGAACCCUCCCCUUUGGAAAAGCUUUGUAAACCAUCAAACAUUUGGAUCCCUGCUACCACUAGAGAAAAGAAACUUAGAGUACAGAAGAUAAGUUGCUGGAAAUCACCGCGAUUCUGUGCAACAGUCGACUGCGGCACUCACGGAGGUUGCGUUGAAAAGGUCGAUCAUGGCAUCUGUCACUGCGAAAUGGGAUGGUUUGGUGAAACUUGCUCACUUGAUGCAACGAACCUGUUCUCUCUCAAAGGCACUAAUUUUACAGACCCAGAUAUGGAAUUGCAAGUGCAGAAAAUGAUUCGGAACUAUGGAAAUUGUCAGUAUGGCCUAAUGUUCCUGGCUGUCGCCACAUCAGUUAUACUGCUACUCCAUUAUUAUUUUUUCGCGGAAGUUGACGGCGAAGCAGAUGUAUAUCCCCACGUGAUUCUGCAAAGCCAUCGAAUUCGAACGCUUCUGUUAGGUGCAGUAUUCAGUCUUAUGUUUCGACAUCCUGGUUUUUUCAGUCUUGACGUCGUUAUCGGAACUCGAGUGUACAACUUCCUCGUCAAUGUUUUAUUUACAACUGUCCUCUUUGUUCGUUCUUCUCAGGCGUUUCGGAGUGUCACUCCAGCUAUAUUUUAUGUAUCAAGCUCCUUCAACGUCAUCGACGAUGAACGUAAACAGAAUGCUGUAAAGGAUGGUUUUGUGCCACAGGGCAGUGCAAUGAGUGACGCAGAAGACGGCUGCCAAGUCAUCGCUUUCCCCUCCCGGCGUUGUCGGUAUUCUGCCGUCAUUGACCGUGUUUCCGAGUCAUUGUCAGUUUUUUGUUUACGCCCUUACCAGAUCGCAACAUUUAAUCUAGGCGCUGAAGCUAAAACAGUAUUGCCUUGUUAUGCUUCUGCGGUUAUUGUGGUGUCUGCUACAACAGUUUUGAACUGGAAUCAUGUUACCACUUCAUGGGCCUUACUGGGAGUUUUUGAGGAGGAUUACAUCGGUUUUCCACUUAGCAUGAUAAUGCUGAAUUUUGUAGCUGUCCUUAUAGCGAUUAGCGUUAUUGAAAGUGCUUUCAAUACUAAAGCAUAUGAACCGGAAUUGCAUCUUAAUGCAAUAAAGUUUUAUAUCCAUAAGCUACCGUAUGAGCUCGGGAAGCGACUUGUUCCGCUAGAGAGGACACCGCCUUUCAUAGUAGUUGGAGCUUCCCUGCAUUUUCUCACUUGGUUCUUCAUUAUGUUUUCGACCAGUGACCUCUCUUCUGCAGCAACAUCACUAUGUGGAGCAGUAGUGUUUGUUCUUUAUGGGAUAUGCAUUAUUUUACAAACUCUGCUAACAUUGUCGCCUAUAAACAAGUAUGCUACUAUUAUAACUAUGAUGUUAUUGCCAAAAGGACUGGCUCCAAAAUUUGAGAUUAACGAUAUGAAAACUCGAAAAGAGGUUCUCGGUGAGUGGAGCACAAGCAAAUACAGUUCAGAAAAAAGAGCCGAGACGAAAAUGUUUGGAGAACUGCCGCGUGAACUGACAUACCAAGUGCCUGACGAUCCUCCUUUCGCGAUAACACCGUUUAACCAAUUCUCGCCUGGUGACCCAAAAUAUAUGCCAGCAUUUCACUGUCAGAUGCUGUGGAAGCGACUCACAAGCUCCUACGUCUCUCAUCGACUGAAUGGGUUUUCUCAAGAGGAAGCUUUAAAAUAUGCUAAAGAUGUUGAUUUUGAAUAUGACGAUUACGGGGAAGAAAUAACGUCGCAGAGGUUGUAUGUUGUGGAUCGGUGGAUUUCUGGUAUCCGUUAUGCUGAUAGGAUACCUGAUAAAGUUAACCCUGGGAAAGUUAAAAACUCUCUGCCCACAAAAAAUUUUGAUUCAGGCCAAGAAACUUUUUUUCAAAAGCUUGUUUAUAGAGACGGCGAAACAAUUCCAGCACUUAUUCGAAGAAGUCCUGCUGUAAAAUUAAAAUUUCAAGAAAAUGCCAUGUUAGAAGCUUUUGGUACCGAAAUGGAGGACAGAAAUGAACCUUUCAAAGCUUUGUACUUUAAUGAUCCGAUUGUUGAACACUUGGAGGAGAAAUACGGCGAAGACUUGAUAGACGAAUUGCUGGCACGAAUAUUUUCUUUUCUUUAA